Molecule: messenger RNA, 2127 nt
Organism: Apodemus sylvaticus (European woodmouse)
Lineage: Eukaryota; Metazoa; Chordata; Mammalia; Rodentia; Muridae
Gene: Pafah1b1
Product: platelet activating factor acetylhydrolase 1b regulatory subunit 1
Exons: 11
Coding region: 784-2016 (410 amino acids)
Molecular function (GO): protein binding
Source: RefSeq, a predicted model, not a curated record
UUGAGUGAGAGGCACCGAGGAGGGGGCCCUGGCCUGGGAGGGCGCUGCCCUGGCUCCGGUUCUCCGACCCUGGCAGCGGGCUACUCGGGCCGCCGAGGCUUCAAGCCGUGGCCUCUCGGGCGGCAUCGCCCUCCUGCCGCCGUGACUUAGCAGGAAAAGUAUUCUUGGGUGGGAAGGGCGUGGAUAGCAGGUCGCUCUGUGAUCUUGGGGAAAGGGCUUAGCUCUCCUGGGCCGCGGAAGCGAACCCGCAGUCCCCACCCCUCCGCGGCUGGCGACUCGCCGCCGGGGCUCCAGCUGCUACCAGGCCUUCUAGGCGUCCGGUUCUCCACCUGUCCUUAGGUUGGGGGUCGACCUGGGGAGGAUGGCCCGUCGCGCAGGCCCUCGGCCCCCCGGUGCGGUGGUGGUCCAGCCGCUGCACUCAGUAAAGAUCUGCAGCAUCCACCCACCGAAUCGGGCAGGAUUUUCCUUUCUGCUACUGACUCCUGACACGGGAGUUGUCUUUUGACGUUGCUAACACUGAGCCCCCAGGUUCUCUACCAUUCCCUUCAAACCAUCUCCACUCCAUUAGGAAACGCCGUGAUUAUUUACUCUCUCUAGCCUCCCAGGUGGAAUGAACCUUACUUGUUGACUGGUUGCUGAUUGGAUUCACUUGAAAAAAAGAAUCAUUUUUCCCUCUGUGGAAGCCACAUAGUGGCAUAUUUAAUUCAAAUCCAGGGAUCAGAACUUUCGAUUUUUCUGGAGGGACAUACCACUAUAUCAAUUAAGCUUGACAUUACAGCCAAAAUGGUGCUGUCCCAGAGACAACGAGAUGAACUAAAUCGAGCUAUAGCAGAUUAUCUUCGUUCAAAUGGCUAUGAAGAGGCAUAUUCCGUUUUUAAAAAGGAAGCUGAACUAGAUAUGAAUGAAGAAUUAGAUAAGAAGUAUGCUGGUCUUUUGGAAAAAAAAUGGACAUCUGUUAUUAGAUUACAAAAAAAGGUAAUGGAAUUAGAAUCAAAACUAAAUGAAGCAAAAGAAGAAUUUACGUCGGGUGGUCCUCUUGGUCAGAAACGAGACCCAAAAGAAUGGAUUCCCCGCCCACCUGAGAAAUACGCAUUGAGUGGUCAUAGAAGUCCAGUUACUCGAGUCAUUUUCCAUCCCGUGUUCAGUGUUAUGGUCUCUGCUUCAGAGGAUGCUACAAUUAAGGUGUGGGAUUAUGAGACUGGAGAUUUUGAGCGAACUCUCAAGGGCCAUACAGACUCUGUACAGGACAUUUCCUUUGACCACAGUGGCAAGCUUCUUGCUUCCUGUUCUGCAGAUAUGACGAUUAAAUUAUGGGAUUUUCAGGGUUUUGAAUGCAUCAGAACCAUGCACGGCCAUGACCACAAUGUCUCUUCAGUAGCCAUCAUGCCUAAUGGAGAUCAUAUAGUGUCUGCCUCAAGGGAUAAAACUAUAAAAAUGUGGGAAGUGCAAACUGGCUACUGUGUGAAGACAUUCACAGGACACAGAGAAUGGGUACGUAUGGUGCGGCCAAAUCAGGAUGGCACUCUGAUAGCCAGCUGUUCCAAUGACCAGACUGUGCGUGUGUGGGUUGUAGCAACAAAGGAAUGCAAGGCUGAGCUCCGAGAACAUGAACAUGUGGUAGAAUGCAUUUCCUGGGCUCCAGAAAGUUCAUAUUCUUCCAUCUCUGAAGCAACAGGAUCUGAGACUAAAAAAAGUGGCAAGCCUGGACCCUUCUUGCUAUCUGGUUCCAGAGACAAAACUAUCAAGAUGUGGGACGUCAGUACUGGCAUGUGCCUUAUGACUCUUGUGGGUCAUGAUAAUUGGGUACGUGGAGUUCUGUUCCAUUCUGGGGGGAAGUUUAUUUUGAGUUGUGCUGAUGACAAGACCCUCCGUGUAUGGGAUUACAAGAACAAGCGAUGCAUGAAGACCCUCAAUGCGCAUGAACACUUUGUUACCUCCUUGGAUUUCCAUAAGACGGCACCAUAUGUGGUCACUGGCAGUGUAGAUCAAACAGUAAAGGUGUGGGAGUGCCGUUGAUUGAGUCACAUUUGGUUCUUCCUCCCUUUUCCCUCUGGAUGCACUCUGAUGAUACCAUGGUUACCCCAUUUGAGCUCUGUUUAAAUAAAUAUUGUCCUUUCAUGUAAAUUA